AUGCCUCAAGACCCCAAUCUUUACGGGCAGCGGCCCAAGAAGAAGCAGCGAAGAGAUGCCACCCUCUCUUCCUCCCUGGAAUUUACGGCCCAGCUGACCUCGCUGAUGGCAUCAUCCGGCGCCUCGUCAGGCUCCGCCACCGCCGGCCGCGUCCGCCCCUCCAAGGAGCCCAAGGACGACCUGUUUCGCAGCCACACGGCGCGGAAACGGGAGGCCCAAGCAAGCGCCAAGGACGAGAAGCUUGUCCUCAAGGACGUGGCGGGCACCGAGGAGGAGUCGCGCGAGCUGGCCCGCGUGAGGCGCAACAUGGAGUGCAAGGCCCGCCUCUACGCCGCCAUGAAGCGCGGCGAUUACGUGCCGCAGGACAACGAGGCGGGACCCCUGAUCGACUUUGACCGCAAGUGGGCAGAGAAUGAAGAAGGCAGGGAGCUGUCUGAGCUAAGUUCGUCGUCCGGUGACGAGCAAGACGGGGACGGCGGCGACGACGAGAUCAUCGAGUACGAGGACGAGUUUGGCCGUCUGCGGCGCGGCACCCGCGCCGAAAAGGAGCGCAUGGAGCGGCGCGCCCGCCGCGGGCUGCUCGGCGCCGAGGAGCUCGACCGCAUGUCGGCGCGCCCCGCCGCGCCGAGCAACCUCAUCCACGGCGACGCCAUCCAGGCCAUGGCCUUUGCGCCGGACGACCCGGAGCAGAUGGAGGCGCUGGCGCGCAAACGCGACCGCAGCGCGACGCCGCCCGAGAUGAAACACUACGACGCGGACAGGGAGGUGCGCACCAAGGGCGUCGGCUUCUACAAGUUCAGCAAGGACGAGGAGGAGCGGCAGCGCGAGAUGCGCGAGCUCGAGGCGGAGCGUCGCCAGACGGAGGAGCAGCGCCAGGCGAGGGAGGACCGCAAGGCCGCGCGGCGUCGUGAGAUGGAGGACAGGCGCAAGGCGAUGGAGGCUAGGAGGGCGACGAAGCAGGCGGACAGCUUCCUAAGCGGGCUGGACGGGUGA
Molecule: messenger RNA, 993 nt
Organism: Cordyceps fumosorosea ARSEF 2679
Lineage: Eukaryota; Fungi; Ascomycota; Sordariomycetes; Hypocreales; Cordycipitaceae
Exons: 1
Coding region: 1-993 (330 amino acids)
Cellular component (GO): nucleus
Source: RefSeq, a predicted model, not a curated record